Messenger RNA from Lachancea sp. 'fantastica', 636 nucleotides. NCBI's taxonomy places the organism in Eukaryota, Fungi, Ascomycota, Saccharomycetes, Saccharomycetales, Saccharomycetaceae. The record is from the annotation of a GenBank genome assembly.
AUGGUGGACGAUAAAAAGCUGACCAAGAAGCAGCUCAAGGCUCAACAGUUUCGUAAGACUAAAGACGAGAAAGAGGACGAAAAAAGCUCAAAACGAACAGCGGAAGAAGCACUAGAAUCACAACAAAAUGACGCUGGCGACGACGCUGGAACGGAGGCUCCAAAGAAAAAGCGUAAGACACGCAGAGGUAAAGGUGGCAAGGGCAAAAAGGGCAACAGAUUUUUGAUAUUUGUGGGUAACCUACCGAAAGGUGUCACGAAAGUCGAAAUACAAGCGCAUUUCAAGUCUAGUGCGCCGGAUGAGAUCCGCGUAAGACCUGAUAAGAACAUUGCGUUUUUGGAGUUUGACGCCGACAAAGAUCAGAAAAACAUACAAUCACGCAUGGACGUGGCAUUGCUGCAGCACAAGACGGAAAUGCAGGGCAGGAAAAUCAAUGUUGAGCUCACAGUGGGCGGCGGUGGCAAUAGUCAGGCUCGUUUGGAGAAGUUGAAGGCCAAGAACUUGAAAAUGGACGAUGAGCGGAAGAUCAGGACCACCAAGAUGAUCCAAGAAAGUAGAGCCAAAGCAUCCAAGGAUGUUGUGGCAGACGGUGUUUCGUCGGGAGUUCACCCGGACCGCAUGAAACUAAUCCAGUAG